Molecule: messenger RNA, 1304 nt
Organism: Sceloporus undulatus (fence lizard)
Lineage: Eukaryota; Metazoa; Chordata; Lepidosauria; Squamata; Phrynosomatidae
Gene: CD9
Product: CD9 molecule
Exons: 8
Coding region: 315-989 (224 amino acids)
Cellular component (GO): membrane
Source: RefSeq, a predicted model, not a curated record
UUGGUGAAGGAGGCGAACCCACUCGGAGGCCUCCUCACUCAGGCUUUGGCCUCUAGUCGAGCUGGAAAAACCCGCCUGGGCCGGGCGCUCCCUCCGGCGGCUCAGGCAGGGGGCCAAGGCAGGGCAGCGCCGGCGGAGGAGGCGAGGCCGGGCGGAGGAGGCAGGAGCCCAGCCCAAGAGGGCCCUCUUCUUCGCGCGAGAAAGCCUCCUCUCAGACUUGCCUCGCCCGCCCGGCCAAAAAAGGGAGCAGCCUCCGCCUCGCCCUCCUUCUCUCCAGGAACGCCGCUCGGUGAAGGCGCUCUCGCUUUGCCAAGAUGCCGGUCAAGGGGGGCACGAAGUGCAUCAAAUACCUGCUCUUUGGCUUUAACUUCAUUUUCUGGCUUGCAGGAACAGCUGUUCUGGCAAUUGGACUAUGGCUUCGGUUUGAUUCACAGACAAAAGAUAUUUUUGAACAUGAAGAAAAUAAUACAACAUUCUAUACUGGAGUUUACAUUCUAAUUGGAGCUGGUGCCCUCAUAAUGCUUGUUGGUUUCUUGGGAUGUUGUGGAGCAAUCCAGGAGUCCCAAUGUAUGCUUGGUUUGUUUUUUACUUUUCUUCUGUUGAUUUUUGCUCUUGAAGUAGCUGCUGCCAUCUGGGGAUUUGCAAACAAAACAAAGGUUGCGGAUGAAGUGAAGAAUUUUUAUGAUUCCGUAUAUAAGAAAAGAAAUGAACCUUCUGCUAAAGAAACUCUGAGAGCCCUUCAGCAUGCACUAAACUGUUGUGGCUAUGGUGGAGUCAUUGAGAUGGCAUUUGUAGACACCUGUCCCAAACAAGAAAUUACUGAAGCAUUUAAAGUACAGUCAUGCCAUGCAGCUAUUGAUGAGUUCUUCACCACAAAGCUGAAUUUGAUUGGAGCCGUGGGCAUUGCUGUUGGUGUGGUGAUGAUCUUCGGUAUGAUUUUCAGCAUGAUCCUUUGCUGUGCUAUUCGCAGAAACAGAGAAAUGAUUUAAUGCAAUCUCAGUGAGCCCCGUUCCCUGUAUACAAGGAAUUUGCAGCUACUAAAUCAGCAUUCCUAAAGGCGCAUAUAUAUAUAUAUAUAUAUAUAUAUAUAUAUAUAUAUAUAUAUAUAUACACUGAUGUUCUUAAUUGUUGCUCUUUAUGUUUAUAAAAGCUUAAAAGGAACCUGCUAUUGAAAAGGUACCAACAUCUUGUAUAUAAGGUUUUUAUCUCUAAGCAGAUGUUUUUCUUUUCUUCAAACUUACAAACUGGCAUUGUAAUUUUUGUUGAAGAAUAUUUGAUACUUAAUAAAGAUUUAUAAGCACAUA